Messenger RNA from Aspergillus sclerotioniger CBS 115572, 994 nucleotides. RefSeq lists its product as uncharacterized. The transcript is spliced from 2 exons. The record is from RefSeq and is a predicted model, not a curated record. The coding region runs from base 1 to 975 and encodes 324 amino acids. NCBI's taxonomy places the organism in Eukaryota, Fungi, Ascomycota, Eurotiomycetes, Eurotiales, Aspergillaceae.
AUGUCAACCCUAAUCCAAAACCCCGACUACGUCCCCUCAGCCCGUACCUCCCCCCUCGCCCUCAAACUCUACGACCAGCCCUGGGACGACGACAAUGACGCCCUCUUCAUCAAACACACCCUCGAAUUCCUCGUCACCGGCCAAAUCACCCCCCAAGAAGCAGCCACCACCAUCGACACCCACAUAACCACCGACUGCGCCACCAGACACACAGCCCUAAUGGCCCGUCCCGACCCACGAAACCUCACUCCCGAAGAAGAAGCCCAAAACCUGACCAUGUACCAAAUAGCCCCGAACCCCAAAGUCUGGAUGGAGAUGUUUUUCAAAGCAAUCACAAAACUCUGUUCAGCGUUCCCGCCCUACCACGCAGGCCAGAAUGCCCUUGUGGAAAUGUUCCAGAUACUGCACGGGAUGGAAAGACAUGAGGUGUUGUAUGGGCGGCCGCCGAUUGACCCGGCGAAGAAGUAUAGCACUGUCACGAUGUGGGCGCUUGAGGAAAAUGAUGGCAAUUGGGAAGAGUCGGCGGAUUAUUUUGACUUUGAGAUUGUUUAUGUUCUCGCUCCCUAUCGUUUACGGAAUUAUAACUCUGCCAUGGCGCGCCUCACAACCCUCGGUCUUGUGAAUUGUGGGUGGAUGGCGGCGUUGCGGCACCUUUUGCCUGGGGAUUACGAGUAUCCUGAUUUGAUGAAACGGCCGAUCGAUGGGCCGAAUAAGUUGGGGAAUUAUAUGCUUGCGGCGGCGGAGUGGGUGGUUCGGGUGGAUGAGUGUCGGUUUGUGUAUCGGGAGUGUAGCAAGAGGGAGAGGAUUCCGGAGGUGUAUCGGGCGAUGUGGAGUAUGGAGAGGUGGAGGGAGUGGAAGAAGCAGUUUGGUUUUGUGCAUGGGGAUGAGAGGUUUAAGGAGGAGUAUCGGGAUGUGGCUGGCCGAGCGUACCGGAUGAUGGAUGAGGUUGAAAAUGAGAAUAUGCAUAGUGGUUAAUGGGAAUACAAUCAUGUGC